Molecule: messenger RNA, 3351 nt
Organism: Microplitis demolitor
Lineage: Eukaryota; Metazoa; Arthropoda; Insecta; Hymenoptera; Braconidae
Gene: daw
Product: growth/differentiation factor 8
Exons: 4
Coding region: 175-1428 (417 amino acids)
Biological process (GO): SMAD protein signal transduction; BMP signaling pathway
Cellular component (GO): extracellular region
Molecular function (GO): growth factor activity; cytokine activity
Source: RefSeq, a predicted model, not a curated record
CUCCAGUCUUCGUCAUCGUCUGCUUAGACAAUCAUUUAUAUUUUUUAAUAAAGUUAAACUCGUUUUUUUUCUUCUGUAUUUAUUUUUUACAAUAAUCAUUGACAUAGUAUGAUAAAGUAAAUAUCAAAUUUAAUUAACAUUAGUAAACUAUCAAACGAACAUAAAUUUAAAAAAAUGCAUUGGUUAACUUUUGUGAUUUUGAGUGGUUUUAUAUAUUUUUUAAAUGUGAAUGCGUUUAUGUUAAUUGAUCCCUUAAAAAGCGUAUGGUCUUCUCUCUAUUUAGGGAAAUUGAGUAGCGUCAGUGAUAGCAAUAUGGCCUCUAAUGAAAAUAUUAUGGUAGCCGAAGAACCUCAACACAAAUGUUCAGCAUGUAUAAAAAACCGAGUGACCCCAAACGAGGAAAUUGAACAUAUUCUCAAUGAAAUUAGAGUUGAAUACGUAAAACAACAAAUUUUAAAGAAGCUUAGACUAGAAAAGCCACCAGAUGUUUCAAUUUCACUGUCAACGUUACCAAAGCCUUUAAUAAAUGGAUAUGUGCUUGAACUACGACCUGGUGAACCUUUUGAAUCAGAAAAACAAGCAGAAAGUUUUUACGGGAAAACAGAUCAAAUUGUCGUUUUUCCAAAUGAAGGCAUAGCAGAUAUUAAAAACUGUCGCCAAAAUUCAAAUCAUUUGACGGGUUUUAGCCCUGCAGCGUGUUUCACUUUCAACCUUCCAACAGAAAUGCAAUUUGUUGAUGUAACUUCAGCUGAUCUUUGGUUUUACAAAGAAAAUGAUGAAAAUGAUGUUUAUGGUCAAACAUUUGUUUUGGCAGAAUUGGAUCAUUGGGAUCAAGGUGGUAGUUUUGAAAAAAAUACAAUCAUGGCAAUUUUUGAAACUUCUAUUGAAGAGGGUUGGGUGAAAACUGAUGUAGCAUUUACUGUGAGAAAGUGGGUAGAGCGGCGAAUCCUUAAUCACGCGAUUCAAAUAGCAUGCAGUACAUGCUCCAUUGAUCGUGAAACUGCUCCAGUAUCUACUGAACUAACGUUAAAGCCUUUUUUGGUAAUUCAUACAUCGCCAUUGCUUCCUAAAAAUCGACCGAAACGAAAUUCUAAUUGUCUACCAGAAAUGAAAGAAUGUUGCCGGGAUCAACUAUAUAUAAGCUUCGAUGAAAUCGGGUGGAGCGACUGGAUUCUCCAUCCUAGUGGAUACCACGCUUACUUUUGUCGUGGAUCAUGUUCAUCUGCAGCAUCCCUAAUUAUGAGUGGUUCGCCUUACAACAAUAUUUUAAGAAAAUGGUUAAUGAAAAAUGGUGGACAAAGCGAAAUUGUACCUUGCUGCUCGCCGACUCAGCUUUCCCCAAUUCAGCUGCUUUACGUGGAUUCUAACAACACGAUAACCCAAAAAACACUUCCAAACAUGGUCGUAGAAGCUUGUGGUUGCAUGUGAGACUAAAUCUUCUAACGUGGAACAACCAAGUCCUUUUAUUUCAGCGUGAAAGCUGUUACUGUGGCUGGUCUACGUAAGACUCGUAUCAACGACAAAUUGUGUUCAAAAUGUGAUGCUCAGUUUCUUUUCUCUCGCUCGCUGUGGUUACCUUCAAUGAGGACUAAAGAAGAAAGUAGAUAGAGUAAAAUAAAAAAAAAGAGAUAAAGAAAAUAAAGAGACGUAGAGAACAUUUGAGAGAAAGGAUUUUGCGACGAAAAAAAAAAGAAGAGUAAUAGUGAAACGUGUCGGAGCGACCACUCGUGAAGAUCCUCUCACGUCGGGAAGAGAAUGGUAUUCUCGAGUUUUUCUCUUCAGUACGUUUAUGUUAUUGUAUUAUAUGAACAACAGAUACUACACUCUUGUUAUUUAUAGACAAUGUAAUAAAAGUCUUCAAAAUGAGAAAGGUACUGAAUGAUGAAAAAUAAGACAGUAUUUUUUUUUUAAGUGUUAAUCUUAAUUUGGGUUUUUCAGUAUAGCUUAUUAUCGGGAAAACAAAUCUACAUAUUAUUAACUGUAUAUAUGAAUCAGAAUAUAAUCAUUACUUAGGUUUUCUUUUAGUUUUAAUUAUUUCGCCACUUAAAACGAUUCUCAAUGUAAAUAAAAAUGUUUGUACCAAAGUAUAGAAAUGUAUAGAAAUUCAAUCAAGUAUACGAACAGUUAAUAGUUUGGGGGCUUAUUAUAUAUUAUGCAAGUGAAUAAUACUGGCAAAUUUGCCCUUACGAAUGUUCCAAUAAUAUCGUAAAGAUAUCGGUACUUGGAACAUAUUAAGAUGUUAAAAUCUUAGUAUUUUUAGACCUCUAUGUUGGUUUUUAAAUACAAAAUCUAAACUAAAAAAUAGGAUACAAUAUUUUUCUCCACAUUCUCUCCACUGAUUUUUUUUUUAAUUUAAUACAAUUAUGAGGCAUACUCAUAUAACAAUCAUAUAACAAUCUUGCCCAAGCCUGGUCACCAGUACACUAGUUAUAUGCGUCUUUAUAUAACUAUGGAUCUUGCUGCAGACACGUGCAAAGUUUUUAAGUAAAAGUCUUAUAUAACAAAACUUUAAAAAACAUUUUGUGUUAAGAAUCGAGUGAGAAUGAAAAUAUUUUUUGCUUAAGGUGCGUUGGUACAAAGAAUGGAGCGAAUCUUGCACCAGAAAUUACUUGCUAUACUAAUGCACAUCUUGCGGUAGGUUUACUCAAAAAGUCUGAUAUUACACUAUUCGUCUCACUUCCGUCUGUCACUUUAUUCCUCCAUUGGCAUACGAUGCAUAAUCCUGGGGUAAAGUGAAAGAGAUAGGAGUAAGAUAUAUAGAUAGUGUAAUAUGAGAUUUCUUGAGCAGAUCUGCCGCAAAAUAUAGGUUAGUGUCUCCAAGUAAUUUUCGAUGCAUGAUCAGCUCAAGAUACACGUAAGUUUACUAACACAUCUUGAACAAGACGUCUUCAAUGUUCUUCUGUACAAUAUCAUGUGCAAGUCCUGCAACAAUCUUGCCUUAGAAUAUUGCAUUAAUAUCUCGUGACAGAUUGACAGGUAUACAAAGACGUAGACACCUAGGGGUCUCCUGCAAGAUUCUUUCACAAAAAUAGUACAUGACUACUACAAGAUUGUCUAGUGUACGUCAUCUCGGGCAAGUUCAUGCCCUUCUUAAAAAAUCCAAUAGAUUCUUAUAUAACUGUAUGUAUAAACGCAUAUACUUAACUAUAACACUUCUUAUAGAACUCAUUUAUUCUUAUAAAAUCUCUAUGGGAAUUCAUGAGAAUCUAUUGGAUUUUACGAGAUUUUGUAAACAGGGUGUAGUAUCUAUCAAAAGAUUCUUGUGAUCAGUGCCUUGACCAGCAACUUGUGAUAGAAAUUGUUGUAUAAAUAAAAUUACUCUAAACAGAUUAUAACAGUCAUUCAGCUGCA